Messenger RNA from Alternaria atra, 1938 nucleotides. RefSeq lists its product as uncharacterized. The transcript has 5 exons. Gene Ontology annotation, biological process: regulation of DNA-templated transcription. NCBI's taxonomy places the organism in Eukaryota, Fungi, Ascomycota, Dothideomycetes, Pleosporales, Pleosporaceae. Bases 1 to 1938 code for a protein of 645 amino acids. Gene Ontology annotation, molecular function: acetyltransferase activity; DNA-binding transcription factor activity, RNA polymerase II-specific; zinc ion binding. The record is from RefSeq and is a predicted model, not a curated record.
AUGUCAACCGUACUGCAUAUGCCCGCAUUUAAUUCCGCCCCCCAUGGCCCCGCAUUUACGUCCGUCAAUGGUCGAUUGUCUCUGAGUCCACCCGACGACCAAAAGCCAUCUGUUGCCGCCAAAUCUUCUACUUGGACUAUGGUCUCUCCAGACCCCGAGCCUAACCAUCACUCUCCAGACAGCGAUAUAAGCGCAUCCACUGUGAGCAGUGGAGACAAGUCUCCCGAUAGUUCUGAUAAGACGAGGUCGUCCCCUGAAAACCCCAAUAAGAGGAGGCGUUCUGGCUCUGAAGAAGAAGCCUACAGUCAACACAGUCCUGAUCAGACGACUGCCGGCCCCAGGCAACUUCCACCCCCAUACCAGCCCUUGAACCGCAACACAGCCAUGAGUAUAGAAGCCCCUCAGUUGCCAAGUUUGCCUCCAUUAGGUCGUCCAGACGUUGAACGCCGCUGGCAGACCGAGCCCCGUGAACUGCCUCACGCGACUCAUCAUUUCCAACCCCGUGAGCCACGCCCUACGGAACCUACCCGCAACAACGCCAUGUCGCCCGAGUCACGCGAAAUAAUUGAAGCAACUGAAUUUACGCGGGCCGGUGUACAAGUCGAGCUCAAAAAGCGAAAACGGCAAUUUGCCAACCGUACCAAAACCGGUUGUGGAACAUGCAGAAGGAGGAAGAAGAAGUGCGACGAGGCAAAACCCGAGUGCAACAACUGCACGCGAGGCAGCUUCGUCUGUGAAGGCUAUGCCAACAAAGUACCUUGGCCAAAGAAUGGGCCAGCUAAACCGCCUGCAAUACUAGCAAAGGAGAAGUACGCUGCCUAUACAUCAUGCCCAACCUGUCAGGAAAAACAUACUCCCCACUGCGGACCAGCUCAAAGCAGUGAAGCCUCGUACCAGCCGCCCGAGAUGCAUUCAGCCAACGGUACCGAACGUAAAUCUUGGAAAGACUGGAGUGAUCAUACGCCUGCACCGCCACCAGUUCGAGCGGCCUACCAGCCAGAAGUGCCGCCGCCGCCGCCACCACCCCCGGCACAGUACAUGCAACCUGCGACAAACCACUACGAGAGACCCUCAAGCCACGACCGUCAACCGGUAUCCCAACAGCAACAACAACAGCCGCACCAUAGCUCUCGUGGUUACCAUGCUCCACCAAGCACGAACCACCUCGCCGUCAACACUGCUGUCCCUCCCACCACCAUGGUCGCCAAGCCUGUCCAACAGCUACAUGUGGCACAGCAGCAUCCACGACCACCGCCUCCCCCACCAUCAACAUCCUUGGCACCUACGCGAUCUCCGACACGUUUUUCAGAGUCAUCUUCAAUGACGUACAGAUCCGAGAAAGACAAGAUGCUAGCUGGGGAGCCAUUCAAUCCCUUCGACAAGACGCUGAUGCAUGAACGCCAUCAAAGCACGCAAGCCCAGUCUAUCUUCAACAGCAAGGCAAACCCCUUGAACGCUUUGGCGAGUGCAUCGGUCGACCACUUUUUCAGACAGAUUUUGAAUGUGAACGCGGGCCGGAGUCGUGAAGGAAAGCAAAUUGAAACACACAUGGGUUCCAAUUGUCAUGUAGCUACGCCCUUUGCCUGCGACUACGGCUACCACCUAAGUAUGGGCGACAAUGUUGUCAUCGGCGCUGAUUGCCAUCUUCAUGACUCUGCAAGGAUUUCCAUUGGAAGGAAUUGCAAAAUCGGAGUUCGAGUCACUAUACAGACUUUGAAGACGCCCACCGACAACAAAUCUCUGAAGGGCAGCAACGGCAAGGAGAUUGCGCAGGAGGUACACAUCGGGGAAAAUGUGUAUAUUGGCGACAACUGUGUGAUUGAGGCUGGCGUUCACAUCGGACCUAACACCAUAGUGCGUCCGGGUUCUGUCGUGUCUCGCUCUUUACCCGCCAACUGCGUCGCUCAUGGAAACCCUGCGAUCAUCCUACCCAACUGA